AUGGCGCCGCGCCCAUUCUCUUGGUGUGCCUGCGGCAACUGGACGUACAACUUCCGCCUGCUCCACAACGGCGGAUUCUGUGGCAAGUGCGGGGAGCAGGUCACACUCUUCAAGCCUGACGCUGCAGCGGCGAAAGGCAACGGCAAAGGUAAGAAAGGCAUUCACAGUUACAAGGGCGGCAAGGGCGAGGACAAGUCGGCGUGGCACUUCGGCAGUGGCAAAGGCACGCACCCCUGGUCCAAGGAGCCUGACAUCUCGCAGAUGCUCAGCAUCCUCUCGAAUGUCCCCGCCCUCGCUGAGCACGCCGACGUGUUCCGCCAGGCUGACAACUCCUUCAUGGCGAGCAAGGCAAAGCCGGUAUCGCCCAACCAGGAGGUCUACCGCUGCAGCCAGACCCUGGAGAAGAAGGAGAUGGCUCUUCAAAAGGCCUCUGCAGACGUCAUCAAGCUGGAGACGGCACUCCAGGAGGCCAAGCUGUGGCUCCACCAGACGGCGGAGGAGGCCCUCUCCGCGAAGCGGGCCCACACGCUGGCGGUCAAGGCCCUCGCCGACUCCACGGGCGCCGCCAAGACGCAGGACGGCUACACCGCGGACGGCAAGAAGAUCUACCUCGCGAUGGAUGAGUUCGACUUCGCUACCAGCGACGAGUUCGACGACGCGCAGAAGGCCCAGCUCAAGGCCAUCCAGAAGCAGGUGGAGGAGCACUGCAAGAAGGUGGAGGACCUCCAGAAGACCAUGCAGGAGGCGCUCAAGAGCGUCAAGGAGAUCCGAGCUGCCCCUGCGAAACGGCAGCGUGGUCAGGACGGUCCCGUCCCUGGUCCUGGCGCAGCAGAAGCUGAAGGCCCUGACGAAGACCAGGCACCUGCUGCGGAGGACGGCCCCACCAUCGCAGUCUCAGAGAGCGACAUCGCCGCCAAGAUCGCGAGCGCCAGGGAGGCCACGCUGGCCAGCAUGGGCGACUUCCCUCCCCUGGGCACUGGCAAUGGUGACACCCUUCAGCCGCCCCUCCCACCACACGGCCUCUCCUGCAUUCGUGCCCCCGUUCCAGAGAACUACGAUGCGACGUACUUCUUCUCGAACAUCUCGGAGUGGGGCCCGCAGGCGGAGGGAUUCAUGAAAGCCCAGGCGGAGCAGUACGAUGUCAUAGGAUUCGCGGAGAUGCACCUGCGAGGCGUGAAGGUCCUGGACUUCACAGAGAAGAUCAGCAAAGAUGGAUGGAAGGCCGCCGUCACUGCCGCAGCACCGUCGGGCAGAGCAGCUGAAGGCACGACGGGCGGCGAAGCCAUCAUAUCCAAGCGUUCACUGGCCACCACGACGUUCGAGGGGUGGCGCAAGCACGAGAUCGAACGGUCUGCAGUCGACCCCUUUCAAGGAUUUUGCCCCACGACGUGGCACACGAAGGCUGGCAACAUCGUCGUCAUCUCCGCGUGCAUGCAGCCGAAGCACGGCCUCAAGGGCCCCAACGAGAAGAUGAUGAUCAGACUCCAGGAGGAGCUACAGGACGCAUACGAGGAGCUCCACAACUGGCCGACCAUGCAGGACACACACAGCAACGACUCGGUCACCUUCGACAUACCGAUUGAGGUGUGGCGCUCGGCAGCCGCCACGGUGGCAGGACUGGGAGAGGACAAGGGCAAACACGUGAGGAAGGAGUCGAACGACGACCAGGACAACUACCCCUCCUCCCACUUCCUGCUGACCCGUGACGUUGAGGCGCAGAAGAAGGUUGCCAAGGCGUUCGGCGACUGGGUGCAGACAGUGGAGAAGGCCACGCUCAAGCACCACAACAUUCCCGAAUAUCAGCUAAUGAGGCGCAAGUUCGCAGAGCAGGACUACAAGCGCAUGGCAAUAAAAAUGCAGGAGCUGCUACACAUUGCCACCGAGAACAACUUCCUCGACAAGUACAACGACCCAGAGGACAAGAGGACCCUGGAGGAGUGGACCAAGGCCAUCACCGACUUAGACGGACAGAACAUCGACUCGCUGCAGGCCCUACUGGAGAUCGGCCUGAGGUUUCAAGCCCGUGCGGUGGGUACUGGACUCGCCAACGGCAGGCGGGCUUUUGCAAGCUGGGUCACACGCAUGUGGAAGCAGGCUCCAGGUGCGUUACACCGACAUGUGAAGCCAGCUACUACUCGACGGGACGAGCACUUCAGUCACGAGGGCAGCACCUAUGCCACACCGUGCGAGAUCAUGGAUCGCAGAGCUGACUUCUGGGAGAACAUCUGGUCCGACCCCAGCUCCGACCACAAGAGUAUCCUCGACGGCCUCAAGUAUGUCACGGAGCAAGCCAAGAGGGAGGACGUGCACCCGAUCGAGCUGGAGCACCUGGACCACCUGCUGGCGAAGCAGAACCCGAAGAAGGCCAGAGGAAUCGACAACCUCGGCCCGCUGGAGGUGCAACGACUCCCAGAGCCAGGACGUAGGCAGAUGGUGGAGGUCCUCAAUCUUUGCGAGAAUUACCUCAUGUGGCCCCAUCAGAUAUUCACGGUCAUAGGAAGAUGCUUGACGUCGGCGCUGGCCAUCGAGUACGGGGACGACGACCCUGCCAAGCGCAUCAGGCGUCAGCAGAUCGCAGCGUGGCUGACCAUGUGGCGCCAGUGCCCAGGCAUCCACGACAGGAUUCGGCAAUCCUGGGACAAGAUCCUCGACCGCAUACGAAAGGCUGGCCAACGCAAGUGGAGGAUCGUCCGUGGCCCAGUGGGGGCAACUAUUGCCACCCUCCUCGAGAUCAACUGGGACCCGAUCGCGGCGACCCAGUGGGACACGGACGCAGGUAAGAGCUGGCUCAUUCCUGCAAGAGAAGACGAGGACUUCAAGAAGUUGAAUGCGGACUACUCGGAGAUCUUCAACGACAUCAACAGCUCAGUGGACAGAGUUCUCUGGACUCGGGCUUCGAAGCACGAAGCAGGUGAUGACCUACACAGUGGAGGCGACUUCAGCACGAUCAAGCAGGAGAACCGCCGACUCGCCAGGAGGGAGCAGUAUAGCGAGAUCGCACUCAACACGGUGGUCACGACAGGUGGCCAGUGGACACGUACGCGAAUGUUGGCCGCAGGAUACGAGGUACCCCCCACAUGCCCGAGGUGUGGAGAACAGGACGAGUCGCUUUUCCACAGAAUAUGGACAUGUGCGGCCAACUGCAACCACGACGACUACACGGACAGCGAAUUCCUCACCGCACAGGCGUUCGCCAACUACGAGGCCUCUCCGUCCCUCUGGCUUCGAGGCGUCCCUGCGGCUGCCGACACCAUACCAGUCUUCGACGAGACCCCACCCAUCACGAACAGUUUCGGAGAUCG
Molecule: messenger RNA, 3302 nt
Organism: Prorocentrum cordatum
Lineage: Eukaryota; Dinophyceae; Prorocentrales; Prorocentraceae
Source: the annotation of a GenBank genome assembly